AUGAGCGAAAACGCACCAACCCGAGUACAGACACGCUCUUCACUAGCGUGUCUUCAGUGCCGAUCCAAGCAUGUCAAAUGUGAUGCAAAGCAGCCGCACUGUACAAGAUGUCUUGCGUCCCAGAAGGAAUGUCAGUAUACUGCUUCGCGCAGAGGUGGUCUUGAUCGUGCGGCGCUUGCGGAAAGAAAGAGACAUGCUAGGAAGGGUAGUUCUCGACAGAGUAGCGAGAGAUCGCAGAGCUUGACUAUUCCGGAACUCGAUGUCGAGUUUAUGGAGUAUGCGGAUAUUGUUCUGCCAGACCAAGACACAAACCAGGAGAUUGUCGCAUCGCAUACCGUUGAGUCGCAUAACGCUUUGAAGGAUGACCCUUUAAUUUCCUCCUACUACAAGAAUUUUCACGUCUUGCAUCCCUUCGCUCUACCCUUACAUCAUCUAGUCAAACUUUGCGCGGACCCUUCAUCAUCGUCCGACUUCGCCUCCAUAAUACCAGUAAUGCGUCUCAUCGGCAACCUCUAUGAGAACUACGAGUGGUCCAACCCUCGUCAAGCAGAAAUUGAAUCUCGCAUCUCGAAGCUUCCUCCCUCCGACCCAAUCCAAGUGCAAUGCCGACUCCUGUACUCUAUCGCCCUGUUCUGGGGUAGUCAUACUGCGACGGCGAAAGAGGAGAUCGAUACUGCUACUAGUGUCGCAGUUGAGUUGGGUAUGCACAAGAGAGAAUUCGUCAAUGCAUUCGCAGGGGAUGUUGUGCUGAUGGAGUCUUGGAGACGGACGUGGUGGAUGUUGUAUAUUGUUGAUGCCUAUUAUGCUGGAACCUUGGGGACAAUGAAUUUGAAGGCGUUCCGUGUGGAAGCGACUGUUGAUCUUCCUUGUGAGGAAGAUGAGUAUGAGUCAGGCCUCAUCCCGGAGCCUCACACACUGGAGGAAUUCGAAUCUCGCGAAUUUGCAGAUGAAGACCCCCAGUUCUCAUCAUUCACAUACCUCAUGGGUGCAGUACGUGCUGCAGCGCUCGCUAUCUCCGUCACUCCAAAGAGAGCAACUAGACAGGACUCAGAGCGGGUGAUACAAUCCGCAGACUCUGUCAUCGAUGCCUGGGUUAUGCUCCUACCUAAGAGCAAAAAGGUGAUGAGAGAUGAUGGAAGUAUCGACGAAUUGUUGUUCCAAGCCCAACUACUCAUCCAUGUCGCAACAAUUGGUAUGCACCGCCCGCUGUCAGAUCUACGAUUCAAUCCCAUUGAGAAUGUAUCAAGUUGCGCGAGACAAGCACCCACAGAGACACCUAAGGCCGAUCUCAUCAACGUCCAUACAAAGCGAGUUCUCAAGUCUAUCAAUGCACAGAUCCAGCUGUUGGCCCUUCCCGUUCGUCCCUUCCAUCACACGCCAUUCACCACAUGCAUGGUCAGCGAAGGCACCCUCUCGCUACUAUCAGCCUGCAAAUAUCUCUUUCGAGAUAAAGAACUUGCGAUAGCAAGAGAUCAGAUCAGACUUACCAUUGGGUGCUUGAAGACGGUAGGAGAGGUAUGGACGAGGACGGCAAAGAAUGUGAAAGAGAUAAAGACUGUUGCCCGACAUGUACUGGGACUCGAAAAAGGGAGUGCGUCUGGCUCCAGUGAAGUGCCGAGUUCAACAAGCAGCAGCGGGGAGGGAAGUUCGCAUUCUGCAGAUGUUUCAACACAGGGUGAUGAUAUUCUUGCCUCUCUGGGGUCCUUCGAAGAUAUUUGUGGGUGGAUUAACAUGGGCUCGGAUUUUACCUAUGACUGGAUGGGCGAUGAAGGGAUUAGUUAA
Messenger RNA from Fusarium coffeatum, 1782 nucleotides. RefSeq lists its product as uncharacterized. The record is from RefSeq and is a predicted model, not a curated record. The transcript is spliced from 3 exons. NCBI's taxonomy places the organism in Eukaryota, Fungi, Ascomycota, Sordariomycetes, Hypocreales, Nectriaceae. Gene Ontology annotation, molecular function: DNA binding; DNA-binding transcription factor activity, RNA polymerase II-specific; zinc ion binding. Gene Ontology annotation, biological process: DNA-templated transcription; regulation of DNA-templated transcription. The coding region runs from base 1 to 1782 and encodes 593 amino acids.